AUGGCUUCAAUUGAACAGGAUGAUAUUUUCAAUGUAGAAGAUGAUGAAAUGGAGGAGGAGUAUCAACAAGAAGAUGAAGAGGAACAACAAAGACAAUCUUAUAAUAUGCAAGAGGAAGAGGAUGAAGAUCAAGAUAUGAAUGAACAAGAUCAAGAUCAAAUGGAUGAAGAUGAUGAUGAAGGAGAUGAAGAUGGGGAUGAAGAUGGAGAGAAUGAAGACGGGGAUGAAGACGGCGACGAGGAUGGAGGUGAAGAUGACGAGGAAGAGGAAGGGCAAGAAGAAGAUGAUGAAGAGGAAAUGAAUGAUGUAUCAAUGGAUAGUAAAAAUACGUCUAAUGAUGGAGAAGAGAACAAUUCAAAUACAAAUAAUAUUGAAAAGGAGCAAAGUGAAAAAGUUCCCAAUAACGAAUCAAUUUUGGAGGAAAAGGAAAGAAAUGGAGGUAAUGAUAAUGAUAAUAAAAACAAUAAUAAGCAUAAUAAAGAAACUAAUGAAAAUGAAAUUCUACCGAGAGAUGAUACUGAAGCCACCAAAACUUCUGAAGAACAACAGAAACGAACAGAAGAACUAUUAGAUGAAAUACGGAAAUCAGAAACAAACAUAUCAUUUCGAGAUCAAGUUAUAGCAAAAGCACGUAAAGCAACAGAAUAUGAUAUAAUACCACAAGUAGCAAUACCAUAUACAUCUCAAUGUCAUGCAUUAGCUUUUACUGAAGGACCUAAAUGGAUUUUAACUGGUGGUGAAGAUGGAUUUAUUAGAAAAUAUGAUUUUAUACUGUCAAUUCAAGGAAAAUCACCUUUAACAAUGGCUCAAAAACAUAAUUUAUCUGAUUCUUUAACUAAUGCAGGAGUUAUUGUUUCAUAUUGGGAAAAUGAACAACCAUUAACAAGAAAAGAAUUAAUGACAAUAAAUCCAAAAUUAAAAGAUUCUGAUUUUUCAACAGGAAGUGUUUCUUAUGAACCAAAAAUAAAUCCAAUUUAUGCAUUAGAAGCUGAAAAAAAUGGAUAUUGGUGUUUACUGGGAUUAUUAAGUGGUGGAAUUAGCUUGUAUACUAUGAGAUAUAAUGAAGGUACAAUACAUCAUUAUUUUAAUCAUGGUAAAACAAAUCAAAAAGAUCAAGCAAAGAGUAAAAAAAUAAAGGGACAUACUGAUGCAAUAAGUGCUUUAAAAUUAAAUCAAGAUCAAAAUAAAUUUUUAAGUGGAUCAUGGGAUAAAACUAUAAAAGAAUGGGAUUUAAAUACUGGAAAAAUAACAAAUGAAUUUCAACCUUGUUCUGGACAAAUUUCUCAAAUUCAAUUUAGACCAGAUGGAUUAAGUGAUGUAACAUUCCAAUUUGAAAAUGAAAUUGAUGGUCCUGAAACUGAUGCAAAUGAUGAAGAAUUAUUUGGCAACGAUGACGAUGAUUCACUAUCAAAAGAGGAUGAUCAACGUAAAAAUAAAGAAUCACAAUCAAAUGGAGCUUCCUUAAUAAAUCCAUCAACAUCAAAAAAUCAUCUUAAUUCAAAUAUAUUCAUGAGUUCAAGUAUAGACGGAACAAUAAAUAUUUGGGAUAUAAGAUUAUCACAACCAGUUAUAAAAUUAGGAAUAAGUGAAGGUAUACCACCAUGGUGUAUGUCAUCAACUUGGUCAAAUAAUGGAGAAUUUAUCUAUGCUGGACGUAGAAAUUCAACAAUUGAAGAAAUUUCAAUUAAAAUGCCUCAUAAAUUACAUAACACUUCUUCUAAUUCAACUUAUAUUCCAAAUGUUUCAAAAUUAUUAACAUUUCCCAAGAUAAGUGGGCCCGUUAGUUGUAUAAGUACAUUACCAAAUAAUGAUUUUUUAUUAUGUGGAUCAAAUGAUAAUAUAAGAUUAUAUAAUUUAAAAUUAUAUAAUGAUUUAAAUAAUUUAACUGUUAAUACAAAAAAACAAGCAACUCCAUUUUUAAUUGUACCUGGUCAUCAUGGUGGUAUGUUAAGUCAAUUAUAUGUUGAUGAAACUGGUAGAUUUAUGGUUAGUGCUUGUGGUUAUAGAGGUUGGGGACAUGGAAAUUAUACUGAUACUGUUUUAAUUUAUGAAAUUGAUUUUGAUUAA
Molecule: messenger RNA, 2067 nt
Organism: Lodderomyces pseudojiufengensis
Lineage: Eukaryota; Fungi; Ascomycota; Pichiomycetes; Serinales; Debaryomycetaceae
Product: SAGA complex subunit
Exons: 1
Coding region: 1-2067 (688 amino acids)
Molecular function (GO): protein binding
Source: RefSeq, a predicted model, not a curated record